Molecule: messenger RNA, 1244 nt
Organism: Solea senegalensis (Senegalese sole)
Lineage: Eukaryota; Metazoa; Chordata; Actinopteri; Pleuronectiformes; Soleidae
Product: transcription factor Adf-1-like
Exons: 3
Coding region: 315-1199 (294 amino acids)
Biological process (GO): regulation of transcription by RNA polymerase II
Cellular component (GO): transcription regulator complex; nucleus
Source: RefSeq, a predicted model, not a curated record
ACUCGCACGAGACCGCCUGGAUCCGUCCUCCGUCACGUCGGUCGGCGUAUCAGUCGCGUAGCGUCGCAGCCUCGGAAGAGACGUGCGUCGAUUUUCGUCUACAGCGGCUCCGUUUGUGUCGCGUGCCGAUACCGGUUCCGUGCAACGUCGAUCGUUAUCCCACUGAAAAUACGCAGGGGUUCAGUUUUUGCCGGAUGACGGAACACGACGCUUCAAUUCAGCAGAGUUCAGCGUGAGCGGGACAGGAAGCCAAACACCGAUACAAUACCGAGCGUCCGGUUUUUUCUUUCUUCAGAAUAAAAGCCCCCGUGGGGAUGAUGGGCAGAGUCAAACCUGGAGCCGAGAGAAUCCCGCAGGACAGCAUGGAUCAGGAACAGCUGAUCUCUGAGGUGGAAAAAUACCCCAUAUUUUAUAAUCCGGCACAUCCUUAUUACAAGGACAACGUGAAAAAAGAAAAAACAUGGAUCACCAUAGCAACGGUGUUGGGAGCGGAUGCCGAUCUUUGCAGAAACAGGUGGAGGACGCUGAGGGACACGUACGUCAGGAACCGGAAAAAAAGAUUGUCUUUUGCCUCAGCAGGAGGCGCUCAGAAGGAAUGGAGAUACACAGACAGCAUGUCCUUCCUCAAUCCCCACAUAUACCAAAGGAGUUCAAAAAGAAACCUUCGAGCUCUUCUGAACGAGGAGGAGGGAUCGUUAACGCCGCUGUCUCACUGUGGAUCAGAGGAGGAGGAGGAGGAGGAGAAGGAGGAGAAGGAGGAGAAGGAGCCCUGUGGCAGCUCGUCUGCAAUGCUGGAGUGUCGGCCACUUUCUGCAUCUCCGGUAUCGUCCAAAUCUGAGCCCGUGUCGCCUGGGGAGAGGGACAGGCCUCGGUCCCGCAGCCCGAGGGAGCGGAGGUCGGCUGCACCCACAGAAACUCUGGCAAAUCCCGGGAGGAGCAGACCACAGCCGGCAGACGGCAUCACCAUCUUACAGGCACCACCCAAGCCAGAGUCAGCCGUGGACGAGUGCUACUACUUUUCCUUAAGCAUCGCCCCGCUGCUGCUCAAAAUGGACCAUACCACCAGACAACAAACUAAAGUCGCAAUCAUGAACACCAUCAUUAGCAUGGAGAACGGCACAGCAGGCCAAACACGACCAAACACGACCACAUCCAAGUUAGCACACACCCAACUCCCCCGACCAGCCCUCUUUUAUUAAAACUUUAUUGACGAAAUUAAACAACACAAUCCACUUUUAUGACAA